Molecule: messenger RNA, 1314 nt
Organism: Syngnathus typhle (broad-nosed pipefish)
Lineage: Eukaryota; Metazoa; Chordata; Actinopteri; Syngnathiformes; Syngnathidae
Gene: ppcs
Product: phosphopantothenoylcysteine synthetase
Exons: 4
Coding region: 85-1041 (318 amino acids)
Biological process (GO): coenzyme A biosynthetic process
Cellular component (GO): cytoplasm; nucleus
Molecular function (GO): phosphopantothenate--cysteine ligase activity
Source: RefSeq, a predicted model, not a curated record
AGCGAAGAAGUGCGUUUCAGGAAGUGCCAAAAUUGUGAUGUGCGGUAGACAUACUUUUUUCUUCACACUUUGGAGUCAAAAGCCAUGACAGAACCCAGAGUGUCUUCCAUUGAUGGCAAGCUGGCUGAAGAGUUUGCUGCUCCUUCCCAUGUGGACGAGGUCCGGGAGAGGAUAGCUGCUUUUGCCCGACUCCACGCUGAGGCAGGCCGCUGUGUGGUUCUCAUCUCAUCGGGUGGCACCAAAGUCCCGCUGGAGUCACGCACCGUUCGCUUUCUGGAUAAUUUUAGCAGCGGCAGGAGGGGAGCGCAGUCCGCCGAGUACUUCUUGGAGACCGGUUACGCCGUUGUCUUCCUGCACAGGCAUCGCUCACUCUACCCGUACGCUCGCACGCUCUCCUCCAUCAAUGUGCUGGACGCCCUGGAAUUCUCAGGCGGGACUCAAGAACCGGACCGUGUGGUGGUGAACCCGGAGGUGCUCCCCAACAUGGCCAAAGUGCUUAAGAAGUAUCGGGAGGUCACAGAUGCCCAACUCCUGCUCCCUAUCGAGUUCAGCACUUUGUCAGAGUAUCUGCAUCUCCUCAAGGCGUCAGCACAGUCCCUCAACGCCAUAGGAUCAAAGGCCAUGUUUUACUUGGCGGCGGCUGUGUCGGAUUUCUACAUCCCAGUGUGUGACAUGCCAGAGCACAAAAUUCAAUCUUCCAACGGACCGCUUCAACUAAGCUUGAAGAUGGUGCCCAAAAUUUUAUCGCCGCUGGUGAAAGACUGGGCGCCGCAGGCCUUCGUCAUAUCCUUCAAACUGGAGACGGACGCCGCCAUCUUGCUGGACAAGGCUCGACGAGCGCUGGAAACGUACAGGCACCAGGCGGUGGUCGCCAACGUGCUGGACUCACGGCGAGGCUACGUGGUGGUGGUGACGCCUACCAGCCAACACGAGGUGGUCCUCUCCAAGGAGGAUGUCAACAACCAGGUGGAGAUCGAGGAGAGGAUCGUUACUAAUUUGACAGCGGCGCACGAGCGUUUCAUUGAACAACAAGUGGGCUGACCGCCAUCACAGUUUUCAUGUGGGCUUGAUGUUUGGCUUUAAUUGUAGAAUAGUUUGAAACAGACAAUUUUGAGCCAUACUUCAAAAUUUGAAGAGGACUUUCCUGAUCAGUCUUGUUUAAAUAGCCCCAAGAUAAAUAUCAGUAUUUGUUAGGAAUAAUGUUCACGCUAACUUUAACUAAAAUGUUUGACAUUUUUUCACUCUUUUUUUUUUUCUGUUCAAUUAUCUUAACCUGUUAAUGUAACAACUUAUUAAAGAUUGUAAAAAGAUGAA